Echinostoma caproni is the source of this 519-nucleotide messenger RNA. The record is from the annotation of a GenBank genome assembly. Lineage: Eukaryota; Metazoa; Platyhelminthes; Trematoda; Plagiorchiida; Echinostomatidae.
AUGUCCUGUAGUCUGUUAGGUUGUGCUCGAACUCAGGGUUUCUAUCGGAUGCCAACGGAAGAACGCUUCCGACGUCCAUGGUCUGUUGGACGAAGUAUGGUCGGAGACGAUGGUCGUAGGCGUCCUAUUCCUCUGAUGCCAGCGACAGUUGAAGCCCAGCUAGGUGGUGCAGCCAUAUUACAAGCAUUGGGUGUCAGCAUUGAAGAACGUCUGACUGAACAGGCAUCGGAAGCUAAAAAGAAGCAGCUAACGCAAUUUCGCGAGGCACGUUCGGUUCAACGUCGACUUUUAGCGGAAUUUCAAGAUAUUGAGACGGGAGAUCUACUGAAGUUCAAUCAGCUCAAACCCAACUGCUAUGCAAAAAUCAUUACUGUCGAAAGCAAAAAGAAGAUAGUCAUCUAUUCAAAACGUGACAUUAAUGUCAUGGAGGAAAUUACCUACGAUUACAAAUUCCCGUACGAGGAAGAAAAGAUUCCCUGUCUUUGUGGUUCAUCUGGUUGCCGUGGCACUCUGAAUUAG